Molecule: messenger RNA, 1986 nt
Organism: Micromonas commoda
Lineage: Eukaryota; Viridiplantae; Chlorophyta; Mamiellophyceae; Mamiellales; Mamiellaceae
Exons: 2
Coding region: 1-1833 (610 amino acids)
Biological process (GO): SCF-dependent proteasomal ubiquitin-dependent protein catabolic process
Cellular component (GO): SCF ubiquitin ligase complex
Molecular function (GO): protein binding
Source: RefSeq, a predicted model, not a curated record
AUGGGUGCCGUGUGCUCCAGGAACAAUAGGAACAACGACAACAACAAUAGCGACCGUCCGAACCGGGCGCUGCGUCGGCCGCGGCCCAGGACCCCCGCGGUCAAGCGGGUGAGGGACCCGUCGACAUCGCCCGAGUUUUUGGACUCGCUGCUGCCCCCGCCCGACACCCUGCUCGCCUGCUCGGUGCGAUGCGUGGCACAGAGCCUGGAGGGUUGGCACGAGCGCGAUGAGGACGAAGGCGACAUCGAGAACAUCGACACCGACGACGAGGGCGACGUAUCACGCGUCGACCUGAGCGUCCUCCCGUCGGACCUCAGCCAGCGGGUCUUCGAGGACCUGGUCCAAACGCGCCGGCUGACCGCGCGGGUGACUGGCGAUUUCAUCGGGUGCCACCUGACGGAGGCCAACCUUCGGUCGUACCCGGGCUUGACCGACGACUGGCUCGCGGUUCUCGCAACCUCCGCGCCGAACCUGUCCUCCAUCAACCUGUCCGGGUGCGCGGCGCUCACCCCCGACGGCUUCAACGCCCUCGCCGCGUGCGUCGAGCUCGAGUCGCUGGAUGUGAGCGAGUGCCCGGGCGUCAACGACAACGCCCUCGCGGCGGUGGCGUCCAUGUCCCGGUUACGACGCCUGGCGUGCGCGGGUUGCGACGGUAUCACGGGCGCCGGUCUCAGGUACGUCUCCGGCGCGACGAAACUGAGGUGCGUCAACCUGGAGCGGUGCAACGGCCUGACGAACGGGCUGGUGUACCUCAGCGGUUUGACCGAGUUGGAGCGACUCGACGCCGGGUGGUGUAACCACGUCGACUCGAACGACGUGACGUCUCUGAGAAGUCUGAAGAAGCUGAAGCACCUAAACCUGGCGAGAACCAAGGUGGACGACCAAGGAGUGGCCACCAUCGGCUCGCUGUCGGCGCUGGAGACGCUCAACCUCGCGGGUUGCAGAAUCACAGAUGGAGCGUGUUUCCUGCUCGGCGGCUUGACGGCGCUCAAGGAACUCUCGCUCGAGUGGUGCAGGGUCGGGGACGGCGGGGUCAGACGGCUCGCUUCGCUGGCGAAACUCGAGGUUCUAAACCUCGGGUACUCAUCGGUGACCGACGAGGGUGUGCAGCACCUCGCGCCGCUCGUCAAGCUCCGCGAGAUUGACCUGGACUCGUGUCAGGUUGGGGACGACGCAUGUAAGGCGCUCGCCGAGUGGCCCAACCUCGAGGACGUCAACCUGAGCGACACCGCCGUGGGUAACCUGGGUCUAAAGCGCAUCUCGAAGCUCACCCGGCUGCGCAGGGUCAACCUGAGCUACAGCAACGUGUCGGACGACGGCGUGAUGUACCUGGAGAACGCGGCGUCCAUUCGGUCCCUCUCGCUGGACACGAGGAUGGUCACCGACGAGGGCCUCGGUUACCUCGCCAAGCUGAAGGACAUAGAGGAGCUGGACCUGUUCGGGGCGAGGAUAACGGACGAGGGCGCGAAACAUCUGCGCCACAUGCCGCGGCUCAAGACGCUCGAGCUGUGCGGAGGGGGUAUAACGGACGCGGGUGUCAAACACAUCGGCGACGCGUGCAGGGAGUUGACGCUCCUGAACCUGGGCCAAAACUUUCGCAUCUCCGACGCGGCGGUUCCGUUUCUCCUGCAACUUCACAAGCUGGGUUCGCUCAACUUGCAGUACAGCAGGAUAUCCAACGAAGGCGUGACGCAGCUGUCGCAGCUAUCGAACCUCACCACGCUGGCGCUGAAGGGGUGUAAUCGCGUGUCGCAAGCAGCCGUGGAGGAGCUGAGGGCGAAGUGUCCGAGACUUUCCGAGGUUGGGUUGGACAACGCGACCGCCUCCGCGUGAUGCGGUGACCGACUGGCGCGCCGCGCCCGAAAUUUUCUUUUAGCACAAAGACCUCGAAUCUCGAGGCCAACCUUGACGCGCCGACCUCUCGUUGUGCGCUGUGUAAUCUAUCGACAAUGUCGUCAAAUCAAUAAAAUGUCAGAGACUAUCGUG